Messenger RNA from Anguilla anguilla (European eel), 4909 nucleotides. Its product is annotated as SLIT and NTRK-like protein 1. Bases 1257 to 2543 code for a protein of 428 amino acids. The record is from RefSeq and is a predicted model, not a curated record. Lineage: Eukaryota; Metazoa; Chordata; Actinopteri; Anguilliformes; Anguillidae. Gene Ontology annotation, molecular function: protein binding. Gene Ontology annotation, cellular component: postsynaptic density membrane; glutamatergic synapse; GABA-ergic synapse. The transcript is spliced from 2 exons. Gene Ontology annotation, biological process: positive regulation of synapse assembly; regulation of presynapse assembly; axonogenesis.
GUGAUACAGUAGGUUGUCAGAGCUGUGGCGUGCUGCCUGAAUGUCUUUCAUUAAUUAGCCACAGAUAUAAUGAACCCUCUGCAGAGAACGUCUAUGCGGCGAAAUAGGUCGUGGAAUUUGUAAACAAUUGGAUCAUGCAGUUGAUUAUAGCUACAUACACACAUUUUAUUUAGGCAACGCACAAUUUUAACAAAGCGUGCUGUUCGCAUUCUGAAACCACGGAUGCAUACACAGUUCAUCUAGACACUAGAUUUAUCAUUUUCACCAAGUCUGAUUAUUUCUUAGGUUCGGCUGUUGGGUGCAUAGUGUAGUUAAUUAUCUAACCGCAUCGAACUGCAGUUCGCUGUUACAAAAGUAUCAGCUGCAUUAAAAACAGGGCUUGCACGCUUUCAAUCUGCAACCUGAAUUGUUUCCUGAUAAUCCUAAUUAGUAAUGUCAAGAUAAAGGAUCAUAGCAUAUAUGUGAAGGGCUUGUUAUGUAGCCGAUUCGCUAUGAAUGAUAGGCUAACGACUGCUUACAGAAGCAAACAAAACGCGAUUUUUAAAAUACACUACGAAUACGCAAAGAUCUUGACGCCGAGCGGAGAGGGACCCAAAAACAAAACCCUUUCAGUCUGAAGAAGUACAUUCGGACAAAGCGUUUGAGCAGCUCGACGUCUUUUAUUGCGAACAUGUUAACGCUUGCCCAGUGUGUGGAUUGAUAUUUCAUGCUCCAGCAUUGCCUCAGCAGAUGGAUUUUUGCCAUUGCAGCUCAGCAGAGGGUGUCCGAUCUUCCAGCGAGCACAAAGCUGGAACUAACAGAGCCUUUUGCUAACCGUCUUCACAGUCCAAAAACACGAGACGCGAACUGAGAGAGCAAGGGAAGAAACGGAAAGAUGCAGGGAUUGCGGAUUUUUUCCAAGGCACCGUGAACUAGAGUAAAUCUUCGAAUUGGGGCGUGAUUUCAGCACCAGAGGAUAGAGAACAGCACCCAUUGAAAACACCGCACUGCAAGAAAAUCACGGAUUUGUAAAAUAUGCAAGAAUUAAAACGCUGCCAUAUGAAGGAAUUCUGGAACAAAUACCAGGGAUUGCUGAGGUUUUACUGGAAGAUAACCCCUGGGACUGCAACUGCGAUCUCGUUUCCCUGAAGGAAUGGCUUGAGAAUAUCCCGCAUAAUGCUUUGAUCGGCAGGGUCAUUUGCGAGGCCCCGACGCGACUGCAGGGGAACGAUUUGAACGAGACAUCAGAAAUUGACCUGUGUCCUUCAGAGAACGGGAUGGACACCAGCUUGGUUGCGCCACCCACCAGGGACCAGAACGCCAAUACCGGACCCUUCCCAACGUCUUCUAAAAUAAAUAGCGAAAAAGAGUCUCCAACUCCUGGAUCUGGACACAAAGGACGCUCAAAAUCACGGGAAAACUGGCAGCUGAAAACCAAACCCACAGCUACAGCAACUGUAAACGAGAGGAGCGAAAAACUGUACAAUGCAUCCUGUCCACGCUCGUGCAGCUGCAAACUGCUUGAGCCUAGGCAAUGGUUGAGGGUUAAUUGCGAUAGCAAAAAAAUUGAGACCCUGGUUGAUGUGAAACCUAGACCCCUUAAUGUGCACGAGCUAAAUCUAAGAGACAACAGCAUUACCGCUGUAAAAAAGAACCAGUUAUAUGGACUUCAAAAACUUAAUCUUCUUGAUUUGGGGGCAAACAAUAUAAAAUCAGUUGAAAAUAACACAUUUCAAAAUCUCACUGAAUUAAGAUGGCUGUAUAUGGAUAAGAACUACCUGGAUACUCUUUAUAUGGAAAUAUUUGUUGGAUUGCAAACCUUGGAAUAUCUCAGUUUGGAAUAUAAUGACAUACAUCUUAUAAUGGCUGGCACAUUCAACCCAAUGCCCAAUCUAAGGGUUCUGUUUCUCAACAACAAUUUGUUGAAAUCACUGCCGAUGAAUAUUUUCCUUGGAGUUUCCUUGUCACAAAUUAGCCUGCAUAACAACUAUUUCACAUUUAUUCCUGUGGCCCAUUUAUUAGAUCAGCUUGUGUCCAUAAUAAAAAUUGAUUUGCAUGGUAAUCCAUGGAAUUGCUCAUGCAGCAUUGUACCCUUUAAGCAAUGGGCAGAGAAGCUCGGGUCAGAGGUCAUCGUAAGUGAUCUACAGUGUGAAUCUCCAGAGGAAUUGUGGAAAAGAGAUUUCCGAUCCAUUGGAAAUGACAUUCUCUGUCCCCUACUCUAUGGCAAAAUUGUACCCACGUCUUUAUCUAAAAACAGCACUUCCUCUGCAGAUGCAGGGACACAUUCCAACUCAUAUCUGGAGCCAAGCAGAGUAUCCAUCUCUGUUUUGGUCCCUGGGCUGCUGUUGGUUUUUGUAACAUCUGCAUUCACAGUUGUUGGAAUGCUCGUCUUUAUCCUGCGCAACCGUAAAAGAUCAAAGCGAAGAGAGGGUAACUCUUCAGCAUCGGAGAUAAAUUCUUUGCAGACAGUGUGCGACUCAACGUACUGGCACAGUGGGCCUUACCACGCUGAUGGAUCUCACAGGGGUUAUGAUUGUGGCACCCACUCACUCUCCGACCAGUAGCGGAGAGAAUUGUAAAGAAAGCUGCCAGGAAUACAAACAGAAAAGAAUAAACAAACAAUAUUGUGUACUGUUCUAGUGACCACUGAAGACUAGAUACAAAUGAUAAAAACUCUGUUUUCAAUGUCUCGGAUAUUGCCCCUUUUGUAUUUGUCUCUGUUGACUGUACUGCCAGUGAGUCAUCGUUGCAGAACCAACUGUAAUAUAUGUAUAGAUCUUCUCAUAUUCGGAUACUUGCUACAAUCACACUGAACCUUUGAGAAGAAAGACUAGGUCCAAAACUCUGCACGAGGGCAUGAAUGUAAUGUACAUAAUUGACUAUUAUACCUGCAUGAUCCGCAUGGUCUCAACACACCAAUGAGAUCCAUAUCAUUUUUAUCAAGAGGCAUAGUCAACUUAUCUUUCAUGCUAUAAAUAUAUAAAAUGAAAUAUGAAUAUAUUCAAAGUGCCAUUUCUCUAUUUUUUGUGAACAUGCAGUAAAAAAAAAUGUAUUUGUUGUUUCAAACUGCUACAAAACAGAAGCUGGGAAAAAAGAAAAAAACAAGGAAAGCGACAUGUAUAUGCAUGUAUUUGUUUAUAAAUUGAUUGUAAAUGGGUAUCAGGAUUAUUUAUAUUUUGUGCAGAUGGCAUUUCUGCUGAGACAUCUUCUGAAUGUAAAAUGUGUUAUCCUUAUAAUGUGCCAAUUGUAAACAUUCGGAGAUUCUGAAGCGGAUAGGCAUGACCAAUUAAUGUCACUCUUGUGCUUACGCUGCAACAGUAAUGCUGUAACAUGGUUUGUGAUAUUGUGUUAAUAGGUUUAUUGGAGAAAGAAAGAAAAACAGGAACAUCUGAGGGUUUUAUAAUGGCAUAUUUUUUCAAAUUAAAAUGUUUUAAAUGAAAGAUGUUUCAGUAUGUACAUAGACAGUUUGAUCAGUGUACUGAGUUCAGAUGGACCACAAUGCAUUUUUAAUGGCACUGCUCCACAAAAGCAUUCCAUUCUAAUAAUUGUGGAAUAUUGUAAAAAGCUAUUUAUCACAUUCAAAAAAGAUAAUUUAAGCUGCAAAUCCAUUAGGUUACACAAAGCAUUCUUGGACUUGAAAUGACCAAAAAGGUAAUGCAAUUGCAAUAUUACUUUUUAUGUCCUAUAUCCAAAAUGGGAAGAAACAUAUUAUGAUUAAUGCAAGCUUUUGUAUCUCCAAUCUUCAGAAUAAAGACUGGGAAUCUCAGUUUUGAUGACAAGCAUGCUGUACAUGGAUUUACAUUCUAAUAGAAUUGCAUACUUAAAACCAAGAAUACAACAUCCAUUUACUUGCUAAAUUAAUUUUUGGAUUUGUUUCUAUCCAAAAAUCACAAAAAAUCAUGUUUAAAAAGCUUCGAUAGGCUUGUCAAUGCUUGUCAUCAUUUGGCUGUGUAUGGUUAAUUUUAAAAGAACUGUAUAAAGCAACCAAUGUGGUGAAGAAAUGUAUAAUACAGUAUUAUUAUCCACACCUCUAAAUCUAUUAUUGUGAUUACUGAUGGGGUUUACAUUUUCAUUUAAUAAAGAAUUAAAAUCAUGUAAUAAUAUACAGCAUUCACACUUUCACUUCCCCAUCUGUUUGCUUUGUUACACUAAAAGUGGGAGUUCUUAGAACAGAUCAAUUUACACUGAUACCUCUGUGUAAACGUGUUCAAGACAUACAAAUUAAAUGCAAUUACAAACAGAAAGGCUAUUUAAAAUGAAACUUUGAGGAAAGCUCAUAUGCUUAAAUGAGUAUCUGGACAUUUUUAAAAAUAGAAAGAGACAGAAACAUGCCACACAUCACAGUCUUCUUUUAAUGAAUGAUUACACAAUUCACUUUAGGGUACAGGAAUGCUCAUAUCAAAUCAAUUGUGGAAAGACUAAGAAAAGUGUUUAUUAGUUUACCAUCGCACCAGCUAUACAUUUUGGGGAAGGGUUGUUUUUCUCCAAUGGAGACGUGAACAUUUUUGACUUGAAAUGUAUUUUUUAAGGUUGUAAGGUCAAAUUGGAAUGUUAGUGUUGCAGGCAUGUUAGAUUGAAUGCCAAGCAUUAUUUCAUUCAGAAAUGUGGAGCAAAUGUGAUUAUGUCCAUGUCAGACAUGUGGCAGUAAACCCAUCUUUCUAAAGUCACAAAAGCCAUAAAUGAUAUCACCAAGUAUAAAAUUUGUAUUAGUGCAAUUACUUUGUGUAAACUGUACAAUAUCAGCAGAAAGUGAUGCAAUCCAUUGGACGUGAUUGUUUGUAAAUCAAAAAAAGCUUUUUCCUUUGUCUUCAUAAAAAUGCAGACUUGAUGGAAAUGCUAUGAAAUUGCAUUGCUGUCUCAUAUUUUCCCCUAAAAUGGUAAAACCUGUUACAGGUUGGAGGAAACAAUAAAGAAAAUGGAUUGUAAUCUG